Chlamydomonas reinhardtii is the source of this 4395-nucleotide messenger RNA. RefSeq lists its product as uncharacterized. The record is from RefSeq and is a predicted model, not a curated record. The coding region runs from base 305 to 2728 and encodes 807 amino acids. NCBI's taxonomy places the organism in Eukaryota, Viridiplantae, Chlorophyta, Chlorophyceae, Chlamydomonadales, Chlamydomonadaceae. The transcript is spliced from 6 exons.
GCGAGCGCGAGACCAAUUUUGAGCAUGUUCGCUCAAAUCCGCUAAGCGUGAACCCACAAGCCCUGACUACGCUUAUUUACACCCUAUGAAAGCAAUUGCACCUAUAAGCGCAGGCUCGCAGGCCUCGGCGAGCAGUGUCAUUUCCUACUACAUACUGGAAUAGCCCGGCUGGCGGCACCGCCGCACAGCCCAACGGUCCCACACCUACCAUGGGGCACAAAUGAGUCGGGUUUGGUCGAAGGAAUGUGGUGCCAGAUCACAGGUGGCAGCGGUUGCAGACCAGGGAGGCUGGCAUCACAUGUCGAUGACUGUCUGCAUCCGCCGGAGCCUCGCGGCCCUCGGGCUCUGGCCCUUGUUGGCGGGGCGCGCGGCGGCUGGCGUGGGCACAACAAGAGCUGGUGAUGCAGGCGCGGCGGCUGGCCUGGGCGUGGGGAGUGCGGCAGGGGCCGGUGUUCGGCCAACGGUCUUCCUACGAUCUCCGCUCCCAGACGCGGCCCUGCCAUCCCGCUUUGACAAGCCUAGUCGCUCGCUGAAGGUAGAUCACGCGGAGCCCGUAGACUGCAAGACCUGGGAGCAUGUGGCGCCGCAAGAACGUAUUCCCGCGCUCUUCGGCCGCUUGGCGGCCGCAUGUGGCAGCCACGCCACUGCUAGCGGCUUCCAAGCUAUGGGCGGGGCCGGCCAUGGCACAAGCAGCACGGAGGGCGGCGGCGGCGGCGGCGGCGGCGGCGACAGCAGCAGCAGCAGCAACAGUGGGGGUGGCGGCAGUAGCUUCGACGCUGAGGUGCUCACGCUCAUCAUGCAUGCGGAUGACAUCUUCUGCAGCGCUGACGGCGAGCCUAUUCGGGUGCUGCUUCAGCAGCAAGGGCCGCCUGAAGUGCUCAUCAAUGAAGCUGUCGCCUGCUUCGGCACGCGCCCGCUGCUCAAGGUGCUGACCAUCCUGGUCAACGGCCUGUUGGAGCGGUUGCGUGGCGGCGCCCGUGCCGACCGCACUGCAGCGGCGGCAGCAGUGGGCAGUGGGGCAGCGGCGAAGCCGGCGCCCGCCGGCAUAACGCCUGGGGUGGAGCCGGCGGCUGGUAGUGAUGCUGCGGCCGUGCCAGCUGCCAGGACUGGCCGCGUGAGCAGUGUUUAUUGGGGUGCUGAGAUGAGCCUUGACAAGAUCCGCGAGGUGGCCAGCAGCCAGGAGGGUCUUGAGUGGCUUGUGCAGGGAGGGGGCAGCUCGCUGCGCCCAGACAUGCCGCUCAUUGUAGUCAUCUCGGAUGACGACGCGACCUGGCAGCAGUGCCGCAGCUUUGUGGAGAUGAAGGCGCCAGCACUGAUGCUGGAGGGCAGAACGCCGCGCUCGCUGGUGGACCUGUGGCGGAGCGGCGACAAACGUGUUCGCGCCAUAUUGGCACAGGUCAAUGAGUACAUGGACCACCUGGGAGUGAGGUACGCUAUUGUCAGCUGCCACUACGCCAUGUGGGCGGUGCGCCGCACGUGCUCGCCACCGCCGCCGCAGGUCCUGCUGGAGAACCAGCCCGAACCCCAACCCCGGCAGCAGCAGCAGCAGCAGCAGGCGCCAUCGGUGGGUCCUGCAGCCGCCGCAGUAGUCCGUGCCCGCAGUACUGGCGUGACAACCCGAAGUGCAUCCGCCGCUGCUGCACGUGCGCUGGCUGCUGGCGCAGGCGGCGGUGGCUGUAGCGGCAGCGGUCCUGAUGGCAUGGGUGGUGUCGGCGGCGGUGGCAGCGUGGCAGGUACCGGCAGCAGCAGCCGCAAGCGCGGCCGCGCGCGCGACGGGCUGCUGCACCUGGCAGGGCCCUUUCUGGCGCCAACGGAGCACACGGACCAACAGCCGGCAGUCACAGCCGCCGCCGCCACCCUGUACACCAUGCUGCUCAGCCUGCCGGAGGUGCCCGACCCACCUGCAGCAGGGCUUGCGCGGCGGCGGUCGCGGUCAGCGCCGCCCGGGCAGCCGGACGCAGGGCCCAGCCGCAGCAGUGGUGGCGGUGACGGCGGUGGUGCAGUUGGUCGCGGCGGGCAGCCCGGGGGCGCUGCUGCCGGUCACUGGCGGCGGCGCGCAUGUUGCCUCCGCCAGCCGCCGCCGCUGCCGCCGCUCCUCAUUGAGGCCGACCCCGAGGUCCUGCACGUGGGCUACGCGGGCCUUGCCUGCACCGGCCGCGUCAACGGCGAGGAGGCGGUGCUUAAGAUCCUGGACUCGGACGAGCACGGCGUCGCGGCCUUCGAGGCGGAGUGCAGUGCCUACCGGGCGCUGGCCGCGCUGCAGGGUGACGUGCUGCCGCGGCUGCUGGCCGCUGGCCGCCUGGGUGACCUGGCGCCGCCGCCACCGCCGUCUGGGGAGGAGGAGGAGGAGGAGGAGGAGGAGUGGGAGCCGCCGCCGGACGGCGACGUGCGCUUCAUCGCCACCAGCCGGGUGCGGGGCUUGACGCUGCGUCAGGCGGCGGAGCAGUGGGGCUACAUCCAGCCGACGGCGGCGGCAGCGGCGGUGCACGCGCUUAAGGUACUGCACGCGGCGGACAUUCGCGCUGGUGGCGGCGGCAGUGGCGGGCGCUUCCUGCACGGCGACAUCCGGCUCAGCAACUUCAUGCUCCUGCUCCCGGCUGCGGAGGCGGCGGUGGGGCCGCGCGGCGUGAUCAUUGACUUGGGGCUGUCGCGCCUGGACGGGACGGAGGCGGAGCAGCAGGCGGAGGUGCGGCAGCUGGAGCAGCGACUCCAGUGCGGCAGUGGCUGAGGAAGAGCGAGGGAUAAGUGAUGAGUGCGAGGAGGUGAGGGUGGCUGGCUUCAGCCGUGGCCGAGGGAGCAGGCGGGAGGAACGGCAGGGUGGUGGGCCUGCUGGGCGGGUUCUGGGCAGGACGUGCAGUUCGGAGGUUACGAAUGGGAUGCGCGCUGGGCCACGGUUGCGACUGGCGUGGACAUGCGGCCGCACUAUUGUGCGGUGCGGUAAGAAAAUGAAUGACUGAUUGCGGGCCUGGAUGUGCCAAGGCAAGGGGCAUCAUGUAGCGCAGCAACAUGUGGCUAACGAUAAGGGAAACGCUUGAGAUAAGGGAAACGCUUGAGAUUCUUGCAUGGACCGUGUGCUCAGAAUAAUGCAUGUGUACGAACCGGCGGUGCCUCUGUAUGUCCUGAUACAUUCAUGUUAGGGGCUACCCUGCUUACUAGAAUGGAUGCAAGCUAAAGGCUUGAAUGACUGUCACACGUAACGGGUCCUCUGACAAUGACGGGCUCGGCAUUUGGCAGAGCCCGCUCCUACCUACAUGCGCUGAAUAAGAAGGGUUCAGGUGCGCUCGAAGCAACUGUGCAGGAUGAGCGCUCACUGCCAUUCUAGUGUAGAUGAGGGUUACCGAUGACGGGCAUUCCGUGGAUGGUAUGGAGGCAAGUGUCAACAUCAUCGAGGGCGCAAGACCGAGAACCCUAACUAGCGUACGGAGGGCGGGGAGCUAGUGGCGUAUGUGCUGCGGAUGGGCGCCUGUUGGCGACGAUGUUGGAGGAUGGCACCAAAGGAAACGCAUAACAACCACCAAGGUAGCUUGUGGCGUGGCUGUGCCUUGCCGUGGACCGUCUGACUGCUGAUCCGCAGCAGCAGAGCUCCAUGACUUCAUGGCUGUAUGCUUUGUCACAACUGGUCGGUGCUAAGCAACCUGAUGUCCUGCUGUGCAUGCCUGUGAUUGGCUGGCUGCCGGGGUAAGCCGCAGCAGGGCAAACUAUCACGGCAAGCUCGCGAAAGGAUCUGUGCCGUGGGUGUACCAUAUGCCCCUGCGGGGUAAGCCGGCGCAGCGCAGUGGAGCCCUGUCAUUUGCUAUGGCGUCAGGUACCCGUGUAUAUGACGAGUGCGAGAAACGUUACUUGGUCGAUGUCUGGCGCAAGGUGCUUGGGUCAGGCCCCAGACGGCAUCUGCCCGUUCCGCUUAUACGGCCGCCGUCAGCCCGCGCUGCUGCGCAGCGGAUUGCCGCGGCCAUGGUGCUCCUGCCGGAGGACUGGGCGGCGGCGGCGCGGGAGGUGCAAGCGCCGCGCCGUGACGCGGUCUGCGGCGCCGGCCUAUGUUGAAGCCGUGCGUGUGGUGGCCCGGGGUUGGUUGCCUGCUAUUCGUUUUUUAAGCUCCCCAGGAAGCGUCCCGGAGGGGGGGCGAAGCCCCCCAGGAUCACCCCUGUCCGUGCGUGCGUGCGUGCAUGCGUUCGCAAAAAGUAUCAUACUGGGUUAGCACGGACUGUGCACCCAACCCAACCGGCCAAGUCCGAGCAUUGCGGGGAUGCCAAAGGCCCCCAACAUAGAUGCGUGUGCUUAGUAGGCGCCGCGUCAGGCGUCUGGUGCCCACAGCCUGGUGCUGUGGGCCCCAGGAGGGGAGGGCUCAGCCCUUUUCCUGCCCUAAAAGGCAGACACCUUGUUUAAGCUCUUAAUAGG